Messenger RNA from Lottia gigantea (owl limpet), 243 nucleotides. RefSeq lists its product as hypothetical. The annotation marks the transcript as partial. The transcript has a single exon. Lineage: Eukaryota; Metazoa; Mollusca; Gastropoda; Lottiidae. The record is from RefSeq and is a predicted model, not a curated record.
UUGACAGUCAACUGUGACAUAUGCUUGACAGUAACCAGUAACACACAUUUGACAGUUGCCUGCAACAUCCACCUGACAGUAACCUGUAACACACAUUUGACAGUUACCUGCAACAUUCACUUGACAGUAACCUGUAACACACAUUUGACAGUUACCUGCAACAUUCACUUGACAGUAACCUGUAACACACACUUGACAGUUACCUGCAACAUUCACUUGACAGUAAAUCCGCAAUGCAAUCUU